Psylliodes chrysocephalus is the source of this 10235-nucleotide messenger RNA. Lineage: Eukaryota; Metazoa; Arthropoda; Insecta; Coleoptera; Chrysomelidae. The record is from the annotation of a GenBank genome assembly.
UCAUCUGUCUGGGUGUCAUGUGUUGUUAGCAACUUGGGUAUUAUGAUUUUUCAUGCUUUUAAUAGCAUUUUUGUGUAGUGUUUAAUUUAAAAAAAAAGGUAACAAAUAUGGCGCCUGAAAGAGCUAUAACUCCGCAAGAGGAGAGCAGACUGUCUCCCAAGAUGUCUGUACCGGCGAGUCCCAUCGCUGGGACUCCCAUCAGGGAUGCGCAAUCGCCGAUUUCUAUGUUAUUGGCAGUCGCCCAAAGCCAAAGCAGGGCCGACGAUGACCUCACCAACUUGAAUUGGUUGCACGAACGGGAUAUUCUGAAAGGUAUGAACAUCAACCCUUCUCCCUCCAACAGCCAUAUCUCCACACCAAUCAAGUAUCAAAACAAUAACGAAAUCCUGAUCGACCAUUCGACUCCAACCAGUUGCACGGACGAAUCGAUAGAAUCAUCAGACAGUUACGGCUGCACAAAUCCCAAUCAAGUGACAGCGCCACCUAGGAACAAGCAUCCCCACAAUGUACCCUACGACCCUGUGAUACAUACGUCAAACAAGCCACCGUACUCAUUUUCCUGUUUAAUCUUUAUGGCGAUAGAAGAUUCCAUGCAGAAGGCUCUGCCCGUCAAGGAGAUCUACGCCUGGAUUUUGGACCACUUUCCGUAUUUCAAGAACGCCCCCACUGGUUGGAAGAACAGUGUUAGGCAUAACUUGUCGUUAAAUAAGUGCUUUCAGAAAGUUGAAAAGGCUGCGAACUUGGGCAAGGGUUCCUUGUGGACGGUCGACCCUCAGUACAAACCGAAUCUAAUCCAAGCGCUCAAUCGUUCCCCCUUCCAUCCCGUAUCAACCUUAGAAUCCUCCUAUCAGAUGGAAAAACCGCCGGCAAACGACCGACCCUCGAUAUACCGUCUUCCCAAUCCGGAUCUGUUCCCGUACCUAGCCAAAAAAUUAGCCUCGACGGAAAUGAACGGCCACACCGCGUACACUCCCCGAAUCAAGAUGGAGGAGGUGAGGUACAAGGUGGACGACACCAGGAUAAAGAUGGAGGAUUCCUUAGAUGCGGUCGAUGCAGCGGCCGUGAUGUUGAGCCUCAAGAAUAGCCAACCGAAAAAUUUGGAAUGUCAUGCUACCGAUUUCUUACAAGUCAUUACGAAUUCGCCUAGUCAGGACCAUACUUACAGCGCUGCUGAUAGCGAAAACGGCGUUCCCGAGGAUGGUGAUAACAGAAUACCAAAAACCCGUACCUGUCGUAAACUAGACUUCGAAGACGACGAAGACCGCAGGAUAAAGGAAGGCGCCGAAACGCUACUUAACCUGGCCGGCAUCACGUUAAGGAAAAGGCCCAAUUCGACCAGCGAGACCGAGGACUACGCCAAACGGACAAGACUGCAUCAGCGAUACGACAUCAACAAGAACGAAUCGGCAGAGAGAGUGGCUCACUUCAAGCCGCGGCUGUUGCGGAAAAAGAAGACCGUCAAAAACGGCGCUCACAAAAACGGAGACGAAUGGGGAAAUCACCGACGAGACAUAGACAUCAACCAGAACAGGUAAUCGAUAAUACGGCUAAGUAGACAAUUUCAAUAUUACCAAUUUAAAAGAAGAAAAAUUCUAUAUUCUAUUUGUUGGAACUAAAUGUAAUAUAUUUUAUGUUUUGUUUGAUACCUAUUCAGGAGAUAUGUAAAUAUUUUUAAGGAUUGUUUUUAAGCUUUAAAGAAAUUUUUUGAACCAUACAAAAAUGUGAAAAAUUGAGGUUCGUUGGUUGUGUAAGUGUACAGUUGUAGUUGGUGAUCAAAAGAAAACGAAACAUAUCAGUUAAGUUUUUUUUUUCUUUCUUUAAACCAUUAUUUUAAUCUAAGAUUUGAAAUUUGCGAGGGCUUCGACGUUAGCACACUGAUUUUUUGGGAUUCCGUCAGGUACCAGUGAUUUUUUUCCUGAUUGACGUAUUGUUGAGCUGGGCAUAUUGACAUUUAAGCAGAUAAUUCAAUAAAAAUAGGUUAUUUUUCCGAAAAAACUUGUCACGCGAUUUUAAUUCAAGAAGAUGCUUUAAACCAAAUUUUCGAAAUUUUUCCCCUUAGCGUAUUGAUUUUUCCUAAGAGAAAUUGUUUCAUACAAAAUUUGUAUUAUAUAAAAGUUGUUCAUGAAAUACCUACAAAAUUGAUAUAUUUUUUUGUGUGAUACAUUUCUUUGGAGAUAGAGCGUGUGGAGUUUCGAAUACUGUCGUUUCAUAUUAAUACCUCCUAUGUGCCGAAUUUAUAGCAUAAUUGUAUUAAACAGGGUUUUACGAACAACCUGCAGUCGAAAAAUUUAUUGAAUUAUUUUGUAAUAGGUAUCUAGAAUUUUAUAUACAUUUAUAUUGGAUAGAUAUAGAAAAGGCCAACUUUAGAAUUCUAAAAUCUUAAAUUUACUUAAAAUUGUCACAUAGGAGAUAUCAAAAUCAUAAUGAAGAUAUAUUUGGUUUUAAACUUUUUUUAAAUUCUAAAAUCCAAAAACAAAAAUCAAAAUAAAUUUAUACUAGAGAAACUAUUUUUAAUAUAUUCGGAUUGAAUUUAUUUUCGUUAAAUUAUUCGACAAUACAAAAACAUUUAUUUAGAGUAUUUUUGAUUGCAAGAAAUAAAAAUCCAAAUUCGGCGACUUUCCCAAAGAAACGGAAAAGCAAAAAACUCAAAACGAGUUUCUUAUUAGCUAUGGGAGAGGCAUUCUGUAACUGUAGUUUGAUUAUUCCUUUAUAUUUCAAUUAUUGUAUUGAAGUUUGUAGCUUGUAGCAGAUGGGAAGAUCCCUACAUUGUUUCGUAGGAUUUAUACUUUCCUCUAAGAAUCUCCACCAGACAACCGUAAUCACGGCCACAAAUUUGAUGCAAAAUUGGCUCUUAGCUUGUAAUUGAUUCAUGAAUUAUAAUCGUGUGAGAAGUUUUAUCUGAAAAUGCGAUUUUUCUUUCCUAUUUUCUGCGUUCAAAGAGUCGAAAAGGUUAAUCUAGAGUCAAGCUGUGUUGACACCACUAAAGUGUAAGAUGGGUGAUUACAAUAUUGUAUUUUCCAAAUACUUUUACAAUUUUAUUGUUGAUAAGUCUAGUGUAUUCCCUCCCAAAUCUGAAGAAAGGCAAAUGCUGGACAGAAACGUAUAGAGUUGUGCAACGAUGCCAAAUAUUUAAGAUUUUCGACCAGAAAACUGACAUACAUAUGGACCUAGACAUGCUAACGUGCUGUUUAGAGAUAAUUCAGAUUUGUUUUUUAAAGAGGAUGUAGUUUCUGGAACUACGCGACACUAAGCAACCCGUGAUAUAUAGUGUAGCGAAAAUUUAGUUUACUAUGUGGAUUUUAUUAACCCUUAUAUAUACAAAAUUGGUUAAAGGGAAUAUUUUCAAGAUUAAUUUAUUGAUUCUUUUAAAAUUAAAAUAUCAGUUUCGGUUUUUGAAAUAUUGGGCCAAACCUAUAGUGGUCAUUUUCGUUUUAUUUAAUAAAAACCUUUAUUUUGAGAGAUAUAAGUCAAAUACUACCUUAACUUAGCGAAACCAAACUAUAAAUAUGUAAAUAUUUUUGAAUAAAAAACGUAAGGUGUUGAACUAUUAAUUAUUAAAAUAACUACAAUCAGAAAAUAAAAAACUGUUGAGCGGAGCUCAGAUCGUUACUGGUUUUUGAAGUGGUUACUUGUAUCUUAAUACAUUAUUGUCGCAGUUGUGUGUAUUUUGAGACUUCAAAUAUAAGUAUCCUAAAAAUCGCGUUAUGAAUGCACAAGCUGGUGAAAUUAUGCAUUUUGUUUUGAAAUGUACGCAGAAGGAAUCAGAUGAAAUAUAAAAUUAUUCUGUAUAAACAAGUUCUGGGGCCAAUUCUAACAUAUGGAUGCCGAGUCUACUGUUCAAUGGCCCUUUUAGUCAUUGCAUAGAGCACAAAAUAAGUGUCUACACAAGAUCCACAGACCUGCACAAGCAGGAAUGCAUGAAUCCUAUAAAAUAAUUCAUGCAUUGCAUGUCAGAAAAGGCAAAAAAAAAAAACAUGUUAGAAAGGUUUCAGGUAUGCAUGUACAUGAAAGAGAUAGAAAGGAGACAGAUACGACAUGAAAAUCAGGACAAAUGCAGCAACAUCUUCCACAACUGCAAUUUGUUUGCUAAAGAUUUAAUUUACUAAGACUAGUAGUUAUCAACUCUAGUCGGAUGGUAAAAUACAUUAUAAUUAUUGAUAUCUUAAAGGAUAAGGAUGUGACAAAUUAUUAGCUUGAUUAAAUUAAAAACAGCAGUAAUAUAAGUGGAUCAAGGCAGGAAUUUCCAUCAGGUCUCCGAUGAGGUCGAGGAUGAACCAGCGAAUGAUACUUAAAAAUGAAUAAAGAAUUUUUAAAUAAUAAAAAAAUGUGGCUUGGACGGGGUGGCCCAGCGUUCACUGAAUUGUGACAAUAACAAAAGACUACCUGUAGUACCAGGAAGUAUCAAAUACAACCCUGUUUUUCCUAGCUUUUUUUCAGGUGGCAAAAACCAAAACAUGAACAUAAACUCUGUCUCUGUACAAUUACUGACUACAAAACAAUUGAUAAUGCCGCACAGGCAAGGAGUGAGGGCUGCUAUAUUUAGUAUUAUCUUUAACAUAAUGGCCCACACAGGCCCGUUUGUGUCUUUUAUAUUACUAUAUUACGUUUAUAAUGUAUUAUUAAAUUAAAAAAAGGUAAAUAAAUGUUUUAAAUUAAAUUAAAAAAUUAGAAAUCGGUAGUUUGAACAAAGAGGUUGAUUUAUUUGAUAAAACAUUCUUGUUAAUCGGGAAAGUAAGCAAAACUACAUACUAAUAAAUUGGGUAACGUGGUAUUGUUAUUCCUGUCAAUCUGUAGCUAGACAUUAUUUAUUUGGUACCAAUUGGGGGUAACACAUUUAUGUACAUUGUAGUGUCAUUUAAUUAAACUAACUGGUAAUUUAAUAAUGGUUGAAUAUUUUAAAAUAUAAUUUAAUUGGAUACUUUUAUACUCAUCUCAUUCUCCGAACUAACAGAGAGCUAGCAAACUAAAAAACUAUUUGUAUUUAUUUAUUGUUUUACCAGGUAUAGUGUCCCAACAAUUCUGGGGUGAAAACACCCCUUUAACAUGUUAUUCCUGUCGAUCUGUAGCUAGAAAUUAUAAUUUGUAUAAGUCAUUUUGAAUUAAUGUCCUCUAUUCAAGAGAUUUUAUAAUUCAGGUGUAAUAUUAUUAAAUGCGUUUUAGAGUCUUGUUUCAAAUCUGCACAAUAUCAGAAAUUUCGUCAAUCUUUAAGAAAAUUCCAAUAAAUAUCAAAUUUGGAGACCAUUCUCUGUAUCCAUUAGCUCUUAACAAUCUCAUUUGAAAUCUAUUAUUUAAAAAUUAACUAACUCUUAAAGUAUUUUGUAGUCUACAACCAUCUUUCACAAUGAAAAUGAACAGGAACGUUAAGUACAGUUCAUUGUCAAAUCUAAAUUCAAAAAUUAGUAUGAUACGUGGUUGAAUAGAGAAAAAAGUACAGGUUUGUAUUAAAAAAAUUAUGAACGUCGUUUGUAACGUGAUCUCUAGUUAUUCUAUCUACUUGUAUAAUGUGUUUGAGCUUAAUUGAUUGGGCUUGGGUUAGGUUAUUAAAUAACACGAAUAACUUUGAAAAAGAAGUUGGGCACCACUAUAUUUAAAGCUUACUAUACUUGACUUCAAGGUAGCAAAUUCUAAUUCACAUAGUUUUACUAAAUUCAAAUUUAAGAUGAUUUAUUCAAUUGCACUUAUCUUUUGUUAAAACGAGGUAAUAUAAGGAAUGUUUUAUUGCAUGGUAUAUCUUCAGGCAACUUCUUCAAAGGGAUUCGGGAUCCUUAUUCGUAAUUCUGCAACUUGAAAGAUCUCGUGAUAUUUGGUAUUCUAACUUAAACUCGAAACUGUCUAGAUCUUCUAGAGAUGAAUCAAACCACGGUCUUCAGAUUGUACCAAAACCAAAACAAACUUCUAGGUAUAAAAUCCAUAAAACUUCUUGAUAGGAAUUCAAAAACGUCUUGAGAGAAAUUCAAAACCGUCUAGAUAUAGCCAUGCUUAUAAAAUCAGACGGAUUUUACGAUAGAUUAAAAUCAUUUAGUACAUCGGAUGGACAAGAUAUAUUGAAAUUCAAAUCAAGUUGAUUCGUUGACAUCCAGGUCAAAAAUAAUUCUCACAAUACGAAUCAAGGAAGAAGAGGCGAAAGUGGGUGUGUCGAAAUAACGGUUCUAACCGUUACAAUAAAAAUUUGGCUUCGCUAUGUUAUAGGUAUAAAAACGAAAUAAAGUUUGUUUCUAUCUUUUAAAACAAAGAUUUUAAUUUAAUAAAACGAAAAUUACAACCUGAUAUUUUAAUUUUGAAAGAACCAAUAAAUUCGUUAAUUUUUUUUUAAUCAACCAUCUUUCUAUGCUUGAUCUUUAAUUACAUUUUCGCCACCCUGUAUACCAUCUUCAGAUAGAUUAAAUUAAUAUUUCGAAAAACUGAAGCCCCUCGUAUUUUGUGCUAGUUAAAUUCUAGUCAAUUCUAGAAUUAAUAUAUUUCGAUAGGUAAAAUGUUUAAUUAGCAAAUUUUAACUUUUUUUUAUAUACUAUUUCGUUUUUAUUUAUUUAUAUGAACCGUUUUGUUCCCGAUUUGGUUUGUUCCUAAUUGGUUGAUAUUCCUUGAUUCUUUAUUUAUUUUUAUUAUUUUGUUUAUUUAACAUAAUGCAUUGUUCGUUAUUAAAAUGCAUUUAAAACAAAAAUAUACACCUUUGGUCUUCCCAAAAGACUUGAAAAUACUUAAGCGCUCAAUUUUUUAGACGAAAAAAAAAGUACGGUGAACAUUUCCUAUAUGUAUAUAUUUAAAUUAUUUCUUUUUAUAACUAACUAGAACUGUUUGAGUGUUUUCGUUUGCAUAGAAUGAGAAAUUUUCGUUAUUUAACAGUUUGAUUUAUAUUAUGAACUAGCCAUAACACUUAAGUACUAAUUCUAUAGUAAACCUAAAUCUCUGACGGUAAAACAUAAGAGUACUUUUUUAUCCUUACAGAACAUGUUUGUCCUGUUAAAUUUUGCUUUACAUCUCCCUUGGAUUUCAUGUAUUUGUGUCACAUUAAGUUCUAGCUUAUGACAGUUGUUAGGCAAAAUAUACAAUCUCUAUCAGUCAAAUUAGUCGAACGACCACUUUACUUCAGAAAACAAUGCUAGAAAAAAAUGUAAACUUUACCUUUCAUUUUUUCUUCUUCAUUUACACCUUGGUUACAUUUUUAGUUUAUAAUAAUUUUCCUAGGUCUUUAUUCUGGAGUAAUGCCUUCUUUCUAAAUAAUGACCAUGUUAUUGUGACUUAAUGACUUGUAAUGUUGAAGUUUUUGCAUCUGCCAUUUCCUUGGACACUUCGAUUGUCGCCUUCCAUUUUUUCAGUAAAAACGAAAGGUAAUAUCACUCCUAGCAUUAUGCAACCAUAUUAAAAGAAUACUUCGUCGACCAUAAUAUGUUCCUCCAGACAUUUGUAUAGAAACCUGAUAUGAUGCAGACUAGUAUUGUUAUCUUCUAUGUUUCCAGCUUCCAUUACUCAUGAGUCUACUGGGAUAAAUGUGUUCAAUAAUUCCAGUUUAAAAGUGAGUCUGAGGAAACAUAACAAGGUUUAUUAAAGAAUUAGUACUAUUAACGCCCAUUUUUAUAUAUAUCGUUACAACCGUUAAUGAUAAUAGUUUUUAAACGAUAAAGUUUAAAAUUGGGUUAGAUAUAGUUAAAUAAAAGCAAUUCUUAUAGUGAUUUUGUACACGUAGUAGUUAAAUCAAAUAAUACCGUCACGUUUUACCCUUAAGUUUUGAUCUACCUCAAUUCAUUUUUUUAUAUAUGAUAAUUUCUUGCGUAAUUCUGUGCAAACUAGUUUGUUUGAUCAUUCUGUUUUUUUUUUGUUUAUUGUAAGUUGUACUCGAAGAGGUUUUUUAAGAAAUUGUGAUCAUCUCAAUUUUUGCGUAGGAACCUACGAUAACUAUACACCAAAACAUAUGAAUCGGUUACUUAUUUAGUAAGUAGCUAAAUUAAUAUUUUUGGACGUGUCUGUUUUUCUUAUGCGCUAUAUUAGUAGUGAUAUCGAAGCAGGUCCUCAUCCAGGGAGUGUUUUCUUAAACAAGGAAUAAUUUAGAAAAUACAUUUAACUUAAUAGUUGGCGUAACAUUUUUGGCGCCCAACGUGAAUCCUAGAUGACGUUUUUAAAGUGUCACUUAAGAUUAUCAUCAGAAUCAUUGUUUUAAACAAGGAAUAAUUUAGAAAACACAUUAUUUAACCAGUCGGCGAAGCAUUUUUGACGUCCAACGUGACAUUUUGUAAGUUUCACUUAAGAUUACUGUCAGAAUCAUUGUUUUGGAGUAGAAUAUGUUGAAUUAAAAGGAAAUGUUAGAUUCGAGACGCAAAUUAGAAAAAUAAUAAAUAACAAAAACAUUUUAGAUAUCCUUGUUUAAGCAAACCUUCCCGGUUAGGUUACUGCAACCAUCAAACUGAUAUAGUACAUCUAUAUGUUAAUUUAAAAGAAUAAUAUGGACCGCUUAACAUAUUUAGUGAAUGUUUUAUUUGUAUAUCUCAUCAAGUUGUAUUAAAAAUUACAAUUAUGGUCUUCCAAAUUAUUUAAGGUCUGUAUUAUUUUUUCGAAUUAUCCGAUAUUGUUACUUUGUGUCUUGUUUGUUUCUUUUUGCCAUUUAUAGAUUAUUGUGUUUGAUUUUUAAACUGGUGUUAUAUAAGAAGUAUCAUAUACUACGUCUUUGGGAAUUGAUACCUUUAUUUUUAUAUGGAACUAGGCUGUAAUUAUCAAUAUAAAAAAUACAAAACGUUUUUAGGUAUUCCUAAUGAUGUUUUGUAUUUUUUUUUCUAUUUGUUGGUGAUAGAGGAACUAAAGUUAGUGUAGAAUGGUGCUUAAAGAACCAUAAGAAAGCCAUUCAGUUACUUAUAUAAUUUUUUUGGGAUAUAAAAUGUUUAUUUUAAAUAAUUAUGUAGUAGAUACAAUCCAAGGUGCAAGGCAAUCAAUGUAAAGCUCAAAUGAAGCAUGUUUAAGACUAAAAAUAUGCAGUAUUGACAAUCAAAAAUUUUUACUUGAUUAUAUUUUGGAUUCCAAAAGUUUUCGAAAUAACUGACUCAAAAUUUUAAUUUGUAUAAAUUUUACCUGUUAGCCGUAGUCUAAGAUUAGGCAUUAGAAAGUUCUACCCCAUCUAUUAUUUGAGCCUAAGUCCAUUUAUACUUAAAUGAAGAUAUUCAUUAUCGAUAAUGUCCGAAGGCAGUGACGAAGGUAAUUUUAAUUAGUGUUUAACAAGUUAACCUCAGUUUUUGGACAAUUGCAUUAGUUGAAUAAUCAGUACGUUUAAUUAAUGCAGUUAAACAAAAUUUACACAAAUUCUUGUUAUCUCAAUUUAGAUAUUAUAAAUUGACUUACGCCACUUUUAAAAUAAACGGCUCAUUUUUAUUAAAAAUAAAUGAUAUAAAAACCAAUAAAUCUUAAUAAUAUCCUGAUCCUACGUUCCUUCAUUACGACUCGCACCCUUGUCUGUCGCAUGUAUUAACACGCGCGCGCCCCUUUUCUGUCACAUCGAAAAUAUAUUUUUCAAAUUGCGGCAACCGUACAUUGGGUCAAAUUUUUCUUAGGCAACCCAAUAUCAACGUAUGGAGAAUAAAAUUACCUUUAAGUUAUGAUUUAUUUGAAUAUCAAAUGGGGUAAUGCGCUAGUUCAGUGAUGAUGUAAUUAUGGUUGCAAUUAAAGUGACAGUAGAUUUUUUGAAUGCGUUUUGUUCGUUUUUUUACCUAAAUUAUAUCGCUUUUUCACUAUUAUAAAUAUAUUCCUAAAGUAAGUAGAUAACAUGCAUCAAAUAUACAAUCGUUUAGUUACAAAUUACAUACCUUUAAACUAUUUGUUAUGACCUGUAAACAAUAUUUACAAAUAUACUUAAAACAGUAAAAACGUAUAUGUCAAAUUUAUUGGAUGUUUUUGUUAAAAGUUUGGUUAGAAUUAAAUGUCAGUGGAACCAAAAUGACAUCACACUGAACUAGCGCAUUGUCUACACGAACUCAUAUUUUUAAAACUGACAAAAAAAAUUACAAAGGUAUAUAAGCUAAUGGGUUGGCGUGAGUUAUUCACUGUUUAUACCUCUUCAACCAUAUUUCAGGUAUUUUUCGGCCUUCUAAUAAUUUAAGGUUCAAAGAUUAGUUGAGAAAAAUUGGAGGCCACUGAUCUUUUCUUGUGGUGAAUGUGACUCGAGCAGAUUUGGAACCGUUAGUGAUAAUACCUCUUCAACCAUCAUCAGAAUCAAUUAGAUGAUGGGAAAGUAUCUUUUGAUUUGUAAAUUAAAC